AUGGAAUCCAAUAUACUGUUUGAAGUGUGUGGCACAAUUAAAAAGAUUGACGAAUGUUUAACCAUCGACAAAUUAUCUACAGGAAAUGAAUGUUCGGAUGAUGUAUUAUACACUGCUUAUUGUCCUACAAAUAAAGAGGAUCAAAAGGGACAAUGUGUGACAAAUGGUGAAAAAAUUAGUGCUGGGUUUAUAUGGUUGUUAACGAUGCUCGAGGCUCUUAAUGAGGAGUGUUCUGAAAAUGAAAAAGACCAUUAUUUUGAAUAUGCUAUUUUAUGGUUAAGUUCUAAAAGUAAUAUAAUUAAGCCUGGUUCGUAUGUUAGUAUAGAUGGUAUUUAUAAUAUUCUUGAAAUAAAUAAUUCCUUUUGGUAUAAUCAAUUUCGUGAUAAAGUAAAUAAAAAAAAAAAAUCAAUGAAUUUUGGUGAUUACCAUAUGUGUAAUCUAUAUAAAUUACUUAAUGAAUUAUGUACUCUAAUUACUAAAUAUAACCAAGAUAGAUCAAACCCAGAAGCAUAUUUAGAAUAUGCUAAUAAAUGUGCUGAAACAUAUAAAAAUCUUGUUACGAAAGCCUCUGCGGUUAAAAAUUGCGAUUCAUAUUGUGAUGUGCUGUCUACUUUAAAAAGUGAAUAUGAUAAAUUUAAAGAAGAAAAUAAAGAUCCAGAAUGUCAACUUCCUGAAUUUGAUGGAAUAGAAAGUUGUAAGGAUUUAUGUAAACAAAAAAAACAAAAAGCAGAGAUUGAUAAUAAUUCAGGAGAUGGACUGGUUGAUGUGAAAGUAGAAAUAGAUGUCGUACCAGAUGAUAAUCAAAGAAAUCAAGAAGAAUCAAGAAGUGGACAAGGUGCUACAAAUAGUGUUCCAGGAGAAAAUGGCGCUCAAAACACACCAGGAAUAACUUUUGAUAUUGGUCGAUCCGUUUUUACGAGCGUAUUAAAUAGCACUUUCAAUUUUGCUGAAACAUAUAAGGAAAAAAUUAUAAAUAUCUCUAAAGGAAUCCCUGAUGUAUAUAAUAAAACAUUAAAUAUUAUAAAAAAUGGUUUCGGUAAAUCUAUUAAUGUUUUUAAUGAAAUUAUUGAGAAUAUAAGUAUCGAUUCUAAAAAAGUAGAAAUAUCUGGUGAUUCAGGCGAUAAAAGACAUGGAUUAGAAGGCACAAGGGAUAAAUCGCCCACAUCUAAUGACUCACCAUCGCCUCAAGAAACUCCAUCUAAAACUUCAUCACCAUCAAGUUCUACGGAACAAACUAAAACAUCAGAAUCGUCUCAGGGCCCAUCUGAAAAAAAAAAUUGUGAUAAAAAAAGUCAAGAACCUCAAGCACCAGUGCCCAAAUCAGUGUUUAAACUAAAAAAUCCAAUAACCGAAGUAACAGGGAAUGGAACAAAAGGAAUAGAUGUUAAUAUACUCAAAAGAUACAAACCAAUUGGAGUUUCAAUUAUAAUGUUUUUAAUACCCAUUACUUUAUUAAUUUUAUACAAGUAUUUUCCAUUUGGAUGGAGAAAGGAAUCGAAGAAAAAAAAAAACACGAAAAAGGUUAUAAAUAUUUUUGGUGCAAAUGAAACGAUAAAAAGAGUUAUAAACACAACUGAUCGAAAAAAACAAGUGCAAAUAAUUAUAAAUUCAUCUACUCAAAAAAAACAGGAUAAAAAGGUUACAAAUUCAUAUACUCAAAAAAAACAGGGCAAAAAGGUUACAAAUUCAUCUACUCAAAAAAAACAGGACAAAAAGUUUACAAAUUCAUCUACUCAAAAAAAACAGGACAAAAAGUUUACAAAUUCAUCUACUCAAAAAAAACAAACUAAACAGUUCAUUAAUUCCAUUUAUUGGGAAAAACAUCCAUUAUUAAAUAUACAUAAACUUAUGAAGACCGAUUCUGCACCAUUUAUUAUUUUAUUUAUGUUGUUUAUUUUUUAUGUUUAUAAAAGAAAAGGCUAUUCUUUAGAAUAA
Molecule: messenger RNA, 1935 nt
Organism: Plasmodium berghei ANKA
Lineage: Eukaryota; Apicomplexa; Aconoidasida; Haemosporida; Plasmodiidae
Product: BIR protein
Exons: 3
Coding region: 1-1935 (644 amino acids)
Source: RefSeq, a predicted model, not a curated record